AUGAAAUUAAUCAAUUAAAACGAGUAGAUUGAUUCAGAUUCAAAUGACACUAUUCCACAACAGGAAUAAUCAUAAGCACUCACUCAUCCAAAUUUUUUGGCAUAAAUUGCUGCUUAGAAUUGUAUUUUAUUCAUAAUUUACAAGAAUCAACUGGAGUAUUGUACUUAAAUAGAAAAAUCAAUGUAAAUUAGAGAUUAUUAAACAUGAAAAGAGUAAAAAUAAUAUGAUAUUUUAUUAGAGAAGAAUAUCCAAGAAAUUAUAAAGUAGAAAUGAACUACUUAAGCGUAUUGUUCAAUAAGACCUAAAUAAUUUAUUUGAUAUAUGAUUGAAUGCUGAUAGAUGUCAGAAG
Messenger RNA from Paramecium octaurelia, 349 nucleotides. Lineage: Eukaryota; Ciliophora; Oligohymenophorea; Peniculida; Parameciidae. The record is from the annotation of a GenBank genome assembly.